Plasmodium gaboni is the source of this 2391-nucleotide messenger RNA. RefSeq names its product putative RNA helicase. The record is from RefSeq and is a predicted model, not a curated record. Gene Ontology annotation, biological process: rRNA processing. Gene Ontology annotation, molecular function: nucleic acid binding; ATP binding. Lineage: Eukaryota; Apicomplexa; Aconoidasida; Haemosporida; Plasmodiidae. Gene Ontology annotation, cellular component: nucleus. The transcript has 3 exons. The coding region runs from base 1 to 2391 and encodes 796 amino acids.
AUGAAACAAACUAGUAACAUGAAUUUUAAGCCUCUUAAAAUAAAACCUUCUCUACUUAAAGCGUUGAAGAAGGAAGGGCUAAUUUCUAUUGAAGAGGCAGAAGGAAACAACGUAAAAAUUUUGAGCUCUGAUAAUUUAAAUAGUCAUAAUAUAUCUUAUAAAAAUAAAUAUAAUAAUGUUUCAAAAAGUGUCGAACGUAAAAAGGAGUUAUCUCUAAAAAGAAAAAAAGGUUCCACAAAAAAUGAGACACAAAAUGUAAAAGAUUUGGAUUGUAUUUCUCGAGAGGAGAAGAAAAUAAAAAUUGAGGAUUCCUUAAAGAAUGAUGAGAAAGAAAUUUUGGAUAUAAAUAAUUCAAAUGAGAAGAUAAUUCAUAAUAAUAAUAAUAAUAAUGUAGAAAAACGAAAAAGGAAAAGAAAGCGAAAUAAAAAGAAAAAAAAUAUAAAUAGUAAUAUGCAAAUAAACACAACAGAUAGUAAUUUGCAAAACGAAGAAGAAAAAGAGAAAUCAAUUGAGAAUGUAAAUAUAUCUAAUAUUAAUACAAAUAGUAACGAAAAUUCAAAUAAAAAAAAAAAGGAAUUAUUUAAUAUUGAAAGAAUUAUUAAAAAUGAAGAAGAAUUAGAAAAAAAUAAUAAUAAUAAUAUAAAAUAUAAAAUACAUUGUAAAAACUGGAAUAACAGUGGUAAAAUUUAUAUUUUACAUAGUGUUAUGAAAUCAUUAUAUGAUAAUGGUUUUUUAAAACCUACAGAAAUACAAUCAAAAACAUUAGAAAAAUCGAUUAAUGAUAAAAAUGAUAUUGUUGUUAUUUCUAAAACAGGUACAGGUAAAACAUUAACAUUUUGUUUACCUAUAUUAAAUAAUAUUCUUAUAAAUAAAUUAAAAGAAUAUAAAAAGAAAUUAAAGAAUAUACAAAAAUUUCGAUGUCUUAUAUUAGUUCCAACAAGAGAAUUAGCAUUACAAAUAUUAAAACAUUUUAAUUAUAUAAAUAAAUAUAUUAAUUUAUUCAUUUCUACAAUUAUUGGAGGUUUAAAUUUAAAUAAACAGAAAAGAAUUCUUAUGAAAAAACCAGAAAUACUUAUAUGUACCCCUGGAAGAUUAAAAUAUUUUUUACAAUUAGAAAAUCCAAUAAAAUAUAUAUAUGAAAUGAAAAAUAUAAGGUAUCUUGCUUGUGAUGAAAUUGAUAAAAUGAUUGAAAUAUCAUUUAUGAAAGAUAUCAGUUAUAUAGCUAAACAUAUUUAUAAAUCCGUUGGAGAUAAAAAAAAAAAAUUAAUUCAAACAUUUUUAUUAUCCGCUACAUUAAGUUUGACAGUUCAAUUACAAAAUGAUAAUAUGACAAAAUUAUUAAAUUCUAUAAUUAUACGUAAAGAUAAAUCAUUUAUUAUUAAUUUAUCGAAUGAACAAAAUUUAUAUAAUGAUAAUUCAAAUAUAUUACCUGAUUUGUUAUCUUUAUAUAUAGUUAAAUUGAAUGAAAAAGAUAUUGUAUGUAAAUUAUUUUAUUUGAUCAAAUCAUACUUUACUUAUGAUACAAAUGAUAAUAUUAAUAAUAAUAAUAAUAAUAAUAAUAAUAAUAAUGGUGAUGAUAAUAAUGAUGAUGAUAAUUAUACCAAUAAAUUGGAACCACAUCAAAAUGAGGAGAUAAACAAAAUUAUUAUUUUUGUUAAUACCAUCAAACGUGCAAAACAAUUAAAUAAUAUUUUUAAACACUUAUUUCUAGAUAAUAAUUUAGAAUCAUCCAUACCAAAAAAGUAUAGAUCUAAUUUAUAUAUAAAAAAUAAAAUUAAUAUAUAUAGUAUACAUUCUAAACAAAAAUUAAAAGAAAGACUUCAAAAUAUAAAUAAAUUCUCACAACAAAAUCAAAAGGCAAUUCUAUUUUGUACUGAUGUACUUAGUAGAGGAAUAGAUUUAGAUAAGUGUGAUUUAAUAGUACAACUGAAUUGUCCCAUAUCUGAUAUAACUUUUGUUCAUCGUUCAGGCAGAACAGCUCGAAAUUUUAAAAAGGGAAAGUGUAUUUGUUUUAUUACCGAAACAGAAAUAUAUAAAUGGAAAACUUCACUCGAAAAGGUAGGAAUUAAUAUACAAGACCUACAAGAAUUAGAUCAUCUAAAAAGUAUAAAUGAAGAUGAAUAUACAAAAAUAAAUAGAGCUAUUGAAUGCGCAAAUAAAAUGAUUGAAUUUCAAGAUAAAUUAAUUAUUAAAAAAAAAGAUUCCUUACUAAAAAAGUUAGCUAGAGAAGCAGAACUUGAUGAUGAAGAUGAAGAAGAAGAAGAAAAAAGAAGGAGAAACAAUAAUUAUUCAGACUUUGAAAAUGAAUACGAACAUUUAAAUAAUCAAACAAUAUAUAAAAAUAUAUUGCACUUAAAAAAAGAAUUAUACAAUACAUUAUACAAGCAAUGA